Cygnus olor (mute swan) is the source of this 8146-nucleotide messenger RNA. It is a transcript of the gene TEX11, whose product is annotated as testis expressed 11. The coding region runs from base 878 to 3484 and encodes 868 amino acids. Gene Ontology annotation, biological process: reciprocal meiotic recombination; meiotic cell cycle; synaptonemal complex assembly. Lineage: Eukaryota; Metazoa; Chordata; Aves; Anseriformes; Anatidae. The record is from RefSeq and is a predicted model, not a curated record. Gene Ontology annotation, molecular function: protein binding. Gene Ontology annotation, cellular component: central element. The transcript is spliced from 28 exons.
GUCGUUGCUUAUAAUAAUGUUAGGGCUUUUCUUUGUAGGCCUUCUAGAGGACUUUUAUGAGUGGUAAACAUCUACUUUAAAAGGUCUUUUGCUAAAAGAAAUCAAUGAGAAACAUGCUAAUCUGGAAUAAAGACAAGGCCAGCUGAGGUAUUGCCCAAACAUUUCUUCCAAAAUUAUAUUUCGAAGUGAGAUUUAGUUCACAGUGGUUAUCCUUGAAGGAAGACUGAUUUUGAAAGUCCUGAAUUUGUGACAAAGGGCAGGAUAGGUUAGCGUGUGUCACAAUAGGAAAUAUUUCUAGUGCUGUCUGUAAAGAAGUACAGGAGCAUACAGCUGGUAUCCUUUGGUUCUUCCUGUUGGGCUAAACGAGUUUUAAAGAAAGGAGAAAUUAAUUUGUAGUCUGAUCUCUUAAAUGAAAGGGUCCAUAACAUUUUUCCCAGUUAAGCAAGAGCAUAUUUGUAGCCAACAUCUCUUCUGGAAACUAUGAUUUGAGUGAUGGAAAAUACGCUACCCUUCAAGAUGGGUUGUUAAAAGAGCUUAUUGCGUUUAGGCAAGAUUGCAUCAUCUUUUAAACAAGAAUAUCUAGGCAGGAGCCUUUGCUUUUUGUUUGCUGAUAUCAGAAAUUUCCCAGCGUAGGUGCUUAAAGUAAUUAAACGUAACAUUCUAUAGGCAAAAGAGGUGAAGUCUUACUAUAGAUGCACUUCCCAACCUGAUACAAUUUUACAGCUCUUUUCCAGUCCCUUCUAAUUUUUCAACAUCUGUUUAAAGCAUACAUAAUGUAUUCUGAAAGCUGCCAGUGAAUCAGUUGUGUUGGACGUGACGAUGUGCUGUUGCACAAAUUUUUUUAUGUGCGAGUGUUUUUGAGAAAACUUCAUCCCAGAUGGAUAGGGUUGAAGAAGGUGCAGUAAGCCUGUGGAACUGGGCUGUGACCAAACACAUGGGUUCUGUCAUCAAUGACGAGCAAAGAGCUAAACUGCGAUUUGUUGCUUGUAGACUGGUGUGCCUUUGUGAAGGCAGUGAUCCUCCGGAGGGGACUAUUCGAAGACAGAUUUUGAUGUCAAUGAAAACUGGUAAAGGAUGGAUAGAUAUUGGAAAAGCUGAUCUUGCUGAUGAAUUUCUAGGGAUUGCCUUGAACAGCAUAGAAAAACUGUACACAAAAUUACGUAAGGGGAGCGAUGGUGAAGCAGAUAUUCAUGUGCACAAAGCUGAUGUGGAGAAGGACCUCUUCAAAGUGCUCUCUUAUCAGGCUGAAUCAGCAGUUGCUCAAGGGGAUUUUCAGAAAGCAGUGAUGUGUGUGCAGCGCUGUAAAGAUAUGUUGAUGAAGUUGCCAAAAGAGACCUGUUACCUGGCAAUCCUCUGUUACAACUUUGGGGUGGAAACCUAUGAACGGAAGAAGUAUGAACAGAGCUCCUUUUGGCUCAGCCAGAGUUAUGACAUUGGGAAGAUGGACAUGAAAUAUUCCGUUGGCAAAGAAAUGCGGGCUAAGGUGCUGCGAUUGUUAGCUACAGCCUAUUUUGAGUGGGAUUGUAAGCAGUAUCUUGACAAGGCAUUGAAGUCUAUAAGCUUGGCAAAUGAGGAGAAUUUGCAUCCAGCAGGGUUUUUUUUGAAAGUUAACAUUCUUCUUAAAAGUGGAGCAUCAGAUGAAGAGAUCAACUCAGCUGUUGCAGAAUUCAUGCACCAUGAGUUGUCUUUAGACUUUUGUUUGAAUGCUGCUAAACUGCUGCUGGAGAAUGGAAGGGAAUCAGUUGGGUUUGAUUUUCUGAACUCUGUUGCUGAACGAUUUGAAUCUUCACCUGACCUUGGAAAAAUAACCCUGCUCUACAUUGAGUUCCUGUUGCAGAAUAAGAGGGAGCUGCUUGCUAAGCAAAAGGUUGAAGAAAUUAUUAUAGGUCAUUAUACUGGAAAACAGCUGUUGUCUGAAACCUUGAACCGGCUGCACAUCAUCUUGUGGGACACAGCUGCCAAACAUUAUGAGGCAAAAAGCUAUUCUGAAGCUCUUCACUGGUACAACUAUUCUGUCAGCUUCUACACACCUGGGCAAAUAGAUCAGAAUUUGGCUAAGUUGCAGAGGAACAUGGCUUCUUGCUAUCUUCAUCUGAAAGAAGUUGACAAGGCUAAAGAAGCAGUUAAAGAAGCAGAGAGGUGUGAUCCAAACAGCAUCUUUACCCAAUUCAGUGUCUAUAAGAUUGCAGUGAUGGAAGAUGAUACUGAUAAAGCUGUGGAGGCAGUUAUUGAAAUGGGGAAGCUAGCAGAAAAGUCAUCUCAAUGUGAAGACAAGCCGACAGUGGAUGAAAAUACAGGCACUAACCUCCUGAGUUUAGCUGCCCAAAUUGCUUUAGAGAAUGAACAACAAGUUGUGGCUAUCAAAGCUUUGGAGUAUUUAUCUGAACACUCACGAGAUUGCCGACAAGUAUUUGCAGCUCUAAAAUGCUUGGUUCGUCUCGUGUUGUCAAAGGUCGUAGCAGAAAAUGAAGAGAAAAGAGAUAAAGAUAUCAAGUCAAUGCUGACUUAUUUGACCUUAGCUCACAGGAAACUUGCUGAGUCUUUCACAGAAGAGAAUUUGGCAAGGGACAUAAGGACCUUUGAAGCCCACUGGUUUAGAAAAGUUGCUUGGAACUUAGCUGUACAGUUCAAGGACUGCCCUGAAAAGAUGAGGGAUUUUUUUGUACUGUCUUUCAAGUUGUCCCAGUUUUGUCCUUCUGACAAAGCUGUUCUAAUUGCUCAGAAGACAUGCCUGUUAAUGGCAGCUGCGAUUGAUCUGGAAUUGGGGAGACAACAAGUAACAUCUUUUGAACAGAUGGAGUUUUUGACUCAGGCCCUUCAACAUCUCCAGGCAUGCAAGGAGAUAUGGAAAGUUCUGAAAUUAACAGGAGAUUUUGCUAAAGAUCCCACAGAUACUUUGCUGCUGCUGUAUGAAUUUGAAGCAAAAUCCAAACUUAAUGAUCCAACACUCAAUAACCUUAUGGAGUCAGUGUGGGAGCAGCCACAAAUAGAGGUCAAGACGCUAGAGAUCAUUGCAUCAUUAGCAAUGGAACCUCCAGCUCGGUAUCCUGUACUGUGUAAGCAAGCUCUGCAGGGUGCAUUAAACCUUCACAGAAAGCAGACUGCCAUUGAUGCUGUGAAAUUUAGCAAAUGCUUACAUAGUUUGAUUAAUCUUUCUUUGCCAACUGGAGUAACAGACUUGGAUGCUUAUGUGCUGCAAGAGGUAUGGGGCUACUUUGAAGAUGCUCUGAGUGUAAUCAGCAGCACAGAUGGUUACCCAGAGAUGGAGACCCUUUGGUUGAUGACAAGAGCCUGGAACACGGGAAUAUUUCAGUAUACCAUUGGUAAAUAUAAGGAAGCAGAGCAAUGGUGUGGAUUAGGAAUGCGUUUCCUCAAUCAUCUAGGAUCUCUGAAGAAAACCUACGAAGGCCAUAUGGUUGGUCUUUAUAGUGAGGUUCUGGACAAAUUGGACAGAGCAAAAGGGUUUAUUCCAAAUGAAGAAUAAUGAUAGCCACAACUGGAAGAAGGAGGACAGCAGUCUCUUGGAAACAUCCUGCUGACUGAAGGAGGCUGUUAGCUCUGCAAAAUGGCAUGAGGUCACGGGAGCAGUGGAAAAGAAACCAGGAUCUCCCUCUUGUUGGUGUUUAAGUUACGUACUUUUUAGGAAGCAUUUAUUUGAAUAAAUGUAAUUGUUUUUCUCUAGGGAAAAAUUUUCGUUCUGUGGAUCUAUAUAACAGAAAUAAAUAUAUAGCUGUCUCAUGAGAUGGGCCUGCAGUUGCAUAACAGGUUAAUUUAAAUAUCAGAAUUUAAAUUUAAAUUUAGUAGUAAGUGGCACUGUGAACAAUAAAAGUAUUCCAAGGCCAGGCGUCUCCUCUGGAUGCCAUAGCUGCCUUGCUACAUAAAUAUUUAUCAGAUUGUUUAGUUUUCAGUCCAUUUUGGUAUGGAUAAGAAUUCAGAGCUGUUUGCCAGGAUCACAAUUUAGUUAGAAUAUAAAAGAGCAGGUGCUACAAAAAAAAAAGCUAAAGCUUUAACUAGGUACUGCUUUUUUAUAGACUACUGACUGUGACAUGCCAGUCAUAGUUUGGCAUAAAAUCCCCCCAAAUCCAUAUAAAAACACAGGCUGGUAUAUGGAUGGAUUCAACUACAGCUGGAUUGCCUAAGGAGGUAUGUCCCAUCUGAAAUUCAGUGCGGUGGAGUGGAGGUAAGAAAUACAAUUACUUCUGUGCAACCAUUGCUGGUUUACCAGCAGCUUCAGAAGUCAGAAGAUACAUGGCCCGAGUGUUGUCUUCUGUGCUGUGGGACAGGUGCACUUAGUGAUGCACCUUGGUGUCCUAACGCCAGGGGACAAAUCAUGGUUGCAUUUUACGUGCUUAUGAGCAUAAAGUCAAAGUGCAUACCUCUUCCGAUGUGCCCGGUCCUUCUCUGGAAGGAAAUAGAGGUGACUUGAGUCGAGGGAAGCAACAGCGCACUGUCAUGAAGGCCUUUGAGUGCUAGGGGACCAGUACUGUGAGUUCUAGCAGAGGAUAAAUGCACUUAGUAUAGAAGUUUAAAAAAAAAAAAAGGCUGAUAGGGUGCUUGAGCAAAAAAAAUAAAAAAACAAACCAAAAAAAACAAAUUCAUGGUUUCAGUUGAUUGUUUAGAAGAUGAGGUAAGGAGAUAUCAUAGCUAGUAGAUACGUGCUGACUGCUUUUCAGUUAGGGAUGCAUACUAUAGUAAAAAGGCACAAGGCACAACGAAGUUAAUAUAGUGUAUUCUGUCUUUUGUGUGACAGACAUUGUAUACAAUUUGUAUGAUUUUUAACUGGGCAUACAUCCUAUAAAUGGAUUUUUCUGCUUUUUCUGUAAGAGGAAAUUCAAGCUUCCCUGAGGGACAUUGUACCUACUGGGACCCUCUCUAGUGCUUACUAGAGAGCUGUGAGUGUUUUGGUAAUUAUUCUUUACAGGCUUUACACAGAAGGGAGGGCUGAUGGACCAAUAUACUGAUGGAACAGUAUAUUUCAGCUAUAAGAUCUGGUUUGUGAUCACUAUUUAUCUAACUUCAUUUAAAAAAAAUUAGAAGUAUAUUUUACUUACGAUCAGAUUAUUAAAGCCUAUUCAGAAAGAGGAUGGCUGCUAACAGCAGGAUGCUGGCUAUAUAACAGAAGAAAUUGCAGUAGUUGUACUGCAUUCUGAAGGACUGACAUGCUCUGAAAGAAGAGCUUACUGUGCUUAGCGCAGUGGUCUGGGCCCUUGCAAGCAAGCGGUAAUUAGAACAGUUAGCUGCACUGCAGUCUCUAAGUUCCAUGGCCGUCUUCUUUUCCCAGUCUGAGUAGACCAAGUAAUACGAGUGAUUUCUGCUUUUCAUGUGCAUCAGGCGUCACGGUGAAUGCUACUGCUGAAGCUGGAAACCAGCCUUCAGCAAAACUGCCACAUCCUCUUGCCUGUUACGCAGAUGGAUACUGGCUCAUUUCCUGAAGGCAGCUACGUGCAGACGUGUGACAGUGUGUGGCAUUUACAGCAACCGUAAGUUGGAACAUAUUGUACCAGAUACUUUGCAGUACUGCACGGGUCAAUAUCAGCUUCUGGAUAACAGUGCAAGAAUGGGACUUCCCCCAGGAGUGCAUUACAUUGAAGAUGGCAAACAGGGAAGUAUUGAGAAGUUUAUAGGAUCUGGUGCCAGUGAUAGCAAGAUACUGGAUACCGUGGCUGAGACUGGUGCUGUGUGAGCUGUGCCUCUGCCAGAGUUUGUUAUGAAGAGUUUCGUUGCUCUUGAGGCUCAGCUUGAUAGAACUAUGUAGGUAGGAUUAGGAAGGUACAUUUGUGGCAAUAGUCUAGCAGAAUGCAAAAAAUAAUUGUCCUCAACUGGAGAUUAUAUACUUGAUUUUAUUCCUGAGGGUGCCCAGGGCCUUUCUUCCUCCAGCUGAGGUGGUAUAAGCAGUGGAAACCACUUCCACUGCACUUGUGUGGCAUUCCCUCUACGGUACGCAGAGAAAUCAGCUGGGCUGUCUGACUGCAGACAGUUCCAGUGACACACAAGUAGGAGGAUGGAUCUGUUGAAAGCUCACUCCAAUGGGUCUGAUUUAGACCUCUCAGGGCAGCUACUUUCGGAUCUUUGAUGAACUACGUGCUGGCUGUUUAACUAAGGAACACCUCUGAACCCAUAAAAAGCCAGGCCUCAACUGUCACAAAAUUCUUCUUGAGUAACAGUUUUGGAGACACAUGCUGCAUCACACUAAUGUAGGCACUGUAAAUGGAUGCCAUAGAGUCAAAGGUAUUCCUUGCUGCUUGUGCAUCUCCUUGGUGCCUGCCAGGCCACCUUUAAUUAUGGUUCUCAGUUCUGGCUUGCACAAAUAGACAGGUAAAGGUGUCAGACUGUACCAGCUGAGGAGGUCAUGUUUGCCCAGGAAGUAUUGCAGGUAAUUACAUACAGCCAUAGAAGGGCAGUAAGCAUUAAAGGUGUUUUUGCCUACAGGCAGAAUUGUUUAAAUUUUUUCCUUGGAGAUGCUCAGUUUGAUUUCUAUUAUACUACAGACUUUACUCAUGAGUCCAAAUCAGAUCAGCUACAGACACUGCUGAUGGUACUUCUUACCUCAUCGCUGCUCGUUUUAACAUUGUAUGCUUUAUUCCAGGCGUAAGAUUUUCCAUAGGUUUUAAGCAGCGCAAAGAUUCCUCUUUUAGUUGAAUCAGACCUUAAUUAGCUCAAUUUCCAAUGACCAUUUCCAAUAGGUAGUUUGUGUGCAAACACCCUGCUUUGCAGGCUGAGCUUGCUAGCAUAGAUGCAGGCUGGUCCAUGCAAGUUGGUCUCAAGUUUUAUUUUACUAAGCUAAACAUUGCAUUAUAGCCCAGUUAGUCCAGUUAGGAUAACUAUGGGAUAUAAAUCUUCUUAAGUCAGCAAGAGCUGACCUGAAAAAAAAAAAAAAUUGGUGCUGUUCUCUUCACAAGUCUUCUCCUUAUAUCGCUCCGUUUUGUGCAGUGUGGUUUCACCUUGGAGAAUUCGGGUGCUUAUCCUGAGAUGCUGACAGAUUGCUCCAGAAGGUGGCAUCGCAGCAGCGGUUUCUGAUUUACACAUCACUGUGGAAACAACAGGGUGUGCUGGGUGUUUGCUCUGCAACUGCAGUUUCUCCUUGCUUCUGAGAACAUAAAUGCAUCCUCCAGGGCAGUAGGUCACAAAUCCUUCCCCCUCAAGCCUGUAUUUUAUGCCCUUUCUUCUAAUCUGAUAAUUUCUUAACUAUCUGGGAAGCAGCAACAGUCUAGAUGAGCAAGGAAAAUGCAAUGUGUCUUGAAACCUUCCACUUAUGAUGCACCUAGGGCUACCUUCCUCCGGACAGUUUAAGAAGCGUUUCUCUGCUAAUGUAGUGCUUGCACUGAGUGUUUUGGAGAGGCAGGAUGAGGGGCUGGCCUGGCCACUAGCACUUAGGUCAAGCCCAGAAGAAUUGAAGCGAUCACAGUCAUCAGAAAUCAAGGUAAUUGGAAGAGGACUGAAGCUCGUUAGAGGAUUGGGCAGAAGCUUUUGUCAAGUAGUGCACUGGAACUAAGAAUAGGGAGGAAAUACCACUGUCAGCCCUGUGGUGAGCCAAGUGUGGUCCCAACAAGAUAUUGCUAAUCACGCAGUCAGCGUCUUCUGCAUGCUUGUACCAUUAGCCGUUGCUACACUGACUGAUCCAGACAACUCGUUUUUAAUUAGGGUUAAAAAACUCAAGUCAAACCACACGCCCCUCAUUUUGGAGGCAAGGGAUGUAAACAAACACUGGAGAACAGGGAGUGCUUAAGGAUUCUUCAAGGAAAGAGACUCCUUUAGUAUGACAAUGACGUUACCGUCUUCACAGCAGAUGCUUUAGCGCCAUGAAUCCUGCUGUCGAGGGCUGAGGAAAGCAGAGAAGAGUAAUCCUUGCAGCUUAUGCUGCCAAGCGUCGGUAGGAAGACAAGCCACAUAUGACAGCUAUCCAGGUGCCUGCAUCUCAGGCACCGAUGAGGAGAAACUUUCAGAGAAAGCUGUUACUAAAUUCCCUGUAAAACCCUCUCCCAGUAGCCUCACAGAUACUGUACUCCCAUGCUUGGUAAGGACCAGAGGGUUAAUUAACCAGAACCACAGAGGCAGAAAUGUGCAGUUUGAAAAGAAAAAAGAAAAAAAUUCAAGAUUUAAGAAACAAAACCCCUCUCACCUUUGAAUUAGCUCAGCUAAAUGACGA